Molecule: messenger RNA, 2243 nt
Organism: Drosophila serrata
Lineage: Eukaryota; Metazoa; Arthropoda; Insecta; Diptera; Drosophilidae
Gene: Fatp3
Product: Fatty acid transport protein 3
Biological process (GO): long-chain fatty acid metabolic process; long-chain fatty acid import into cell
Cellular component (GO): endoplasmic reticulum membrane; plasma membrane
Molecular function (GO): long-chain fatty acid transmembrane transporter activity; long-chain fatty acid-CoA ligase activity
Source: RefSeq, a predicted model, not a curated record
UCUGCCUCCGUGCUUUCAGAUCGGUCGUGCGUCGCCUGUCUAUAUCUGUUUACUGUUUACUUCUCCCUGCCAAGAACCGAUAGAGAUCGUGCGAAUCAAAAUGAGCGGGAAAGAGGAACGCGGCGAUCAGGAGGAUCCGCAGGAAGAGAAAAUGGAGAUCCUGCUGGAGCUUAGCCCCAAGCAGAAGCUAGCCACACGGAUGGCCACACUUCUGUUGGCCAUUUUGAUCUUCGCCAGCUUCUGCUGGGACAACGCUGUGGCCAGUCUCACGCUCGGAGCAGCUGUGGCCCUGCUGCUGAGGAAUCCCAUCUUCGUCUUUGGCCUAAUUAUGACCGCAUCAAGGGACUUGAAGGCUCUUCAUCGCUUCGUAGCCCUCAAUAUCUACCUGUUCCUCAAAGAUCGCAGAGGAUUCACCGUGGCUCGCUGUUUUCAGGAUCAGGCUCGGUCUCGGCCUAAGAAAGCCUGCUUUGUGAUGGAGGAUCGCAGCUUGAGCUUCGCGGAGGCCUUGGAGUUCAGCCAAAAGAUAGCGGGUUACUUCAAAGGUCGAGGCCUGAAGAAGGGCGAUUGUGUGGCUCUGAUGAUGGAGACCCGACCGGAGUAUCCCUGCAUUUGGCUGGGCCUUUCCCAGCUGGGCGUAGUUACUGCCCUCAUCAAUUCCAAUCUGCGCGGGGAGUCACUUCAACACAGCAUAAAGGUGGCCAAAGCCAAGGCCUUGAUAGUGGGCAGCGAACUGCUGGAUGUUCUACAAUCCCUUAUAGACAAGGAGGAGCUUCAGGAUCUGCCCAUCUAUCAAUACACCGAUGAAGAGCUAAGGAACAUCCAGGGACACGAGCUGCUGCCGGAAGCUGUGGACCUGAGUGAAGCCUUAAAGACCCAGCCGAGAUUGGAGCUGCCAGCCAAAAACUCACAGGAAGAGGCUCGCUCGAAGCUGCUCUAUGUCUACACCUCGGGAACCACGGGCUUGCCCAAGGCUGCUGUGAUCACUAACCUGCGUUUCCUGUUCAUGUCCGCCGGAAGUUUCUACAUGCUGCGAAUGACCAGCAAAGAUGUCGUCUAUAAUCCCCUGCCACUGUACCACACCGCCGGCGGAAUUGUGGGUGUGGGCAAUGCCAUCCUCAAUGGCUCAACUGUGGUGCUUCGCAAGAAGUUCUCGGCCAGAAAUUUCUGGCUAGACUGCAGCCGCUACAACUGCACUGUGGCCCAGUAUAUAGGAGAACUCUGUCGCUACCUUCUGGCCACGGUUUAUACACCGGAGCAGCAGCAACACAAUCUACGUUUAAUGUAUGGCAAUGGACUGAGGCCGCAGAUCUGGUCGCAGUUUGUCCGGCGAUUCGGAAUACCUCACAUUGGGGAGAUCUACGGAGCCACCGAAGGCAACUCGAACCUCAUAAAUAUCUCCAAUCGUGUGGGUGCCAUCGGCUUUGUCCCAGUGUAUGGGGCAAGACUGUAUCCCGUCCAAAUCUUGCGGUGCGACGAGCAGACUGGCGAGUUAAUAAAGGACUCACAUGGUCACUGCAUCCGGUGUCUGCCCGGGGAGACGGGUCUGCUGGUGGGCAAGGUUGAUGCUCGGCGGGCUGUGAGCGCUUUCCAUGGCUAUGCGGACAAGGGAGCCUCGGAGCAGAAGCUACUGAGGGAUGUCUUUGAAUCCGGCGAUGUCUUCUUCAACUCUGGCGAUAUGGUGGUGCGUGAUAUACUCGGCUAUUUUUACUUCAAGGAUCGCACGGGUGAUACAUUCCGCUGGCGGGGCGAGAACGUGGCCACCCAGGAGGUGGAAGCCAUCAUUACAAAUUGCAUUGGUCUCGAGGAUUGCGUGGUGUACGGCGUGCAGAUCCCCCAUGUGGAGGGCAAGGCUGGAAUGGCGGCGAUUGUAGAUCCCGAACGCAAGGUGGACAUGGAAUACCUGUCGGUGGUGUUGCGGGGCAGUCUUCCGCCGUACGCCCGACCUCUGUUCAUCCGUCUGCUGGAUGAGAUUCCACGUACGGCCACCUUCAAGCUAAAGAAACGGGAGCUAGCCCUAGAGGGCUAUGAUCUGGAGAAGCUGGAGGAUCCCAUAUACUAUCUGAAUCGGGAUGGCGUCUAUCGUCCUCUUAACCAGGAGCAGUUCGAGGCCUUGCUUUCCGGCAAGUCGGGUCUCUGAGGAAAAUCUGUGUGUGUGUAUAGAUAGCUAAAUGUUUAAUGUAUGUAUGAAUGUUCCGAUGUACUCGUAUUUUUAACGCUUAAAACAACGACUGAUACCAAAUGGU